This is a messenger RNA of Penicillium roqueforti, 453 nucleotides long. RefSeq lists its product as uncharacterized. The record is from RefSeq and is a predicted model, not a curated record. The transcript has a single exon. The coding region runs from base 1 to 453 and encodes 150 amino acids. NCBI's taxonomy places the organism in Eukaryota, Fungi, Ascomycota, Eurotiomycetes, Eurotiales, Aspergillaceae.
AUGAAGAUUCCCACUUCUAUAACUUUUGUUAUCAUCCUGGCCUUUGUCCAAGCUGCUCCAUUGGCCCCCAAAGAACCCCGCUUGGAAGCACGAGCUUCCAUUAACGACUGCGGAUCCUCAACCUUCAUCAAUCAAAGCAGUGGUGGUUCUCCCCUCGUAGCUGACUGCCAGGUACUUGUCAAAAACAUUGCUGGCGGUGGUACCUGGACAGUCCCUGCCGUGGGCAGGCAGCAUCAGCUGGCUCAGUAUGGCACCUGUGCUUUUGGUAUUCAAGGCGGCCAGGUCUUGAAUAUCGCCUAUGUUGGCAAUCAGGACAUUAUUUACGUCAUCAACUCUUCUAUCGCCAAGUUCAAGUGGAAAGGAAAAAUUGGUGCGAAGGGUACAAUGUCUUGUCAGACCCCGACUAAAGCGACGGGCAACACCCCGAUGACUUGGGCAAUUUAUCACACCUAA